UCGUUGGGUGCUAGGGCUUGAAGAACCUACAUCAUUAUUUCACUGCUUUUUGGCUUUGCAUCUUGUGACACUCAUACUCCACAGGUUAUGCUGGAGUGACUUCUUCAAAGUCAAAGUCAGUGUCUGAGUCAUAACCCAUGAUAAAACCCAAAAAUGCAGAAGAAGAAUCACUUGACAUCAUAAAGCCAUCUUGCUAUUCAUCAUUGGAUCUCUAAGGCUAUGAAAAAAACAAACAUGUUUUAGGAACUUUUCAGAGGGUAAGCAAGGAUGAGUUUAAUCUCAUUUCAGGGGAAAUGAUGUUCCAGAGGGCAGGGGCCACAGCAGUAAAGGCAUGUUAUCUGGGUCCUGCCAGAUGGAACUCCUUAGUAGGACAGACAUUAUAACCUUCCUGCUCAACCUAAUGAAAUAGUAGAUAUAAUUGGAAAUACAUUUGACAUACUUAACCUUUUUUUCUCUUCUUUAGGAAGUUCUUCACAGUCUGGGUGGAAUUGACAGUUUAGCACAGUCUAUGGAAACAGUAACAAAUGAUUAUCUUGCUUAUGGAGAGGAGCAACAUAACAUAGACAAACUUGUCAACAUGAUAUAUAUUAUUCAAAAACUUUCAGCAGUUAAAGAUCAGAGAGAAUGGGUUACAGCCAGCGGAGCACAUAAGACUUUGAUUAAUUUACUAGGAACUAGAGAAAAUAAUGUGCUAGUAGGUUCACUGCUUGCUCUCACAAGCUUGGCAGAAAGCCCUGAAUGUCGUGAGAAAAUAAGUGAGCUGAAUGUUGUCGAAAAUUUAUUGAUGAUAUUGCACGAAUAUGAUUUGCUCUCUAAAAGGUAGGAUAUGUCAUUUUCAUAUGUCAAUUUACUUUUGUGUUGAUGACUUCCAGAUAUUUAGUUAGUAUACAUUCAAAGAAUUCUAUCUCUGAAGUUGUUCACUUAAAAGUUUUAAAGUAUAAUAUGAGGGAAUCCCCAAAUCUGACAUUAUAGUGAGAUAUCGUAAUACCUUACUUAUUGGAAAUAUUUAGUGGAAGUAUUAACCA
Messenger RNA from Notechis scutatus (mainland tiger snake), 1025 nucleotides. NCBI's taxonomy places the organism in Eukaryota, Metazoa, Chordata, Lepidosauria, Squamata, Elapidae. The record is from RefSeq and is a predicted model, not a curated record.